Molecule: messenger RNA, 1833 nt
Organism: Populus euphratica (Euphrates poplar)
Lineage: Eukaryota; Viridiplantae; Streptophyta; Magnoliopsida; Malpighiales; Salicaceae
Product: G-type lectin S-receptor-like serine/threonine-protein kinase SD1-1
Exons: 7
Coding region: 202-1611 (469 amino acids)
Biological process (GO): protein phosphorylation
Cellular component (GO): plasma membrane
Molecular function (GO): protein serine/threonine kinase activity; ATP binding
Source: RefSeq, a predicted model, not a curated record
AGGAAAUACAGAUCGCGUUAUGCACUCUGUGGCGCAAAUGGUAUCUGUAGCAUUAACAACUCUCCAGUGUGUAAUUGCUUGAACGGAUUUGUACCAAAAGUUCCAAGAGACUGGGACAAGACAGAUUGGUCAAGCGGUUGCGUUAGAAAGAGAGCACUAAAUUGUUCCAGAGAUGGGUUUCGGAAGCUCAGAGGUUUGAAGAUGCCGGAGACAAGAAAAUCAUGGUUCAACAGGAGUAUGAACCUGGAGGAGUGCAAGAACACAUGCUUGAAGAACUGCAGCUGUACUGCGUAUGCCAACUUGGACAUCAGGAGUGGAGGAAGUGGUUGCUUGCUUUGGUUCAAUGAUUUGAUUGAUAUGAGAACUUUCCUUCAAAACGAGCAAGACAUUUUUAUACGGAUGGCUGCAUCAGAACUAGAUAACGGUGGCUCUGCAAAGGCUAAUACCAAAUCCAAAGUGAAGAAAAUGAUCAUAGUAAGUUCUGUGUUGUCCACUGGGAUUCUGUUCGUUGGCUUAUGCUUGGUCUUGUAUGUUUGGAAAAAGAAGCAGCAGAAAAACAGUAAUUUGCAAAGAAGAUCAAAUAACAAGGACUUGAAGAAAGAACUGGAAUUACCCUUCUUUAACAUGGAUGUGUUGGCUUGUGCAACAAAUAAAUUUUUUGUAUCCAAUAAACUAGGACAAGGGGGUUUCGGACCUGUUUAUAAGGGAACAUUAACAAAUGGACGAGAAAUAGCUGUCAAGAGGCUCUCUAAGAAUUCACGACAAGGACUUGAUGAGUUCAAAAAUGAAGUCAAACAUAUCGUGAAACUUCAGCACCGGAAUCUCGUGAGGCUUCUUGGAUGCUGCAUCGAAAGGGAUGAAAAAAUGUUGGUCUACGAGCUUUUGCCUAAUAAAAGCUUGGACUUCUACAUUUUUGAUGAAACUCGAAGCUUGCUACUAGAUUGGCCUAAGCGCUACAACAUCAUCAACGGGAUUGCUCGAGGACUCCUUUAUCUUCACCAAGAUUCGAGACUAAGAAUAAUCCACAGAGAUCUGAAAACCAGCAAUAUUUUGUUGGAUUACGAAAUGAAUCCAAAAAUCUCAGACUUUGGCCUGGCUAGAAGUUUUGGAGAAAAUGAAACUGAAGCCAAUACUAAUAAAGUGGCUGGAACGUAUGGUUACAUAUCUCCAGAGUACGCAAAUUAUGGGCUCUACUCGCUAAAAUCAGACGUCUUCAGCUUUGGAGUAUUGGUGCUAGAGAUAGUGGGUGGCUGUAGGAACAGAGGAUUCCGUCAUCCAGAUCACCACCUCAACCUUAUUCGGCAUGCAUGGAGACUGUUCAAACAAGGUAGGCCUCUGGAACUGGCUGCGGGAUCAAAAGUUGAAACACCCUAUUUAUCUGAAGUGCUACGUUCAAUUCACGUGGGGCUAUUGUGUGUGCAAGAAAAUCCAGAAGAUAGACCAAACAUGUCAUAUGUGGUUUUGAUGUUGGGCAAUGAAGAUGAAUUGCCUCAGCCUGAACAACCAGGAUUUUUCACUGAAAGGGAUCUUGUUGAAGCAAGCUAUUCAUCGAGCGAGAGCAAACCACCUUCGGCAAACGUAUGCUCAGUUUCAGUGUUAGAGGCAAGAUAGAUUACUUGUAUUUUUAUUCUUAUGAAAACUUGUGUGCUCGUUAUGCGUGGUCUUGAUGUUUGUGAUCGUGUGCGCAUAAAAACUCUGCUGAAUGUUUAAUUUCUAGGAAAUUAUUAACAUUUUUCUGUGAGAAAAAAAAAAAAAAAAGGAAAGCUGAGAAGUUAACAUUUAAUCCAAAUACAAAUACAAUGGGGAGGGACUUAAGCAAACUGGGCUCUGGGC